Messenger RNA from Exophiala viscosa, 1016 nucleotides. Its product is annotated as MC family mitochondrial carrier protein. Gene Ontology annotation, biological process: mitochondrial citrate transmembrane transport. Gene Ontology annotation, cellular component: mitochondrion. Gene Ontology annotation, molecular function: citrate secondary active transmembrane transporter activity. Bases 1 to 903 code for a protein of 300 amino acids. The transcript is spliced from 4 exons. The record is from RefSeq and is a predicted model, not a curated record. NCBI's taxonomy places the organism in Eukaryota, Fungi, Ascomycota, Eurotiomycetes, Chaetothyriales, Herpotrichiellaceae.
AUGGCCUCGGCUGUGGCCAGUGGAGACAAGCCAAAGUCCAAGCCCAGCGUUUUGCGCUCCAUCAUAGCUGGAUCUACAGCAGGCGCUGUCGAAAUCGCCAUAACCUAUCCUUUCGACUUUCUCAAGACACGAACGCAGCUCAAUCGGCGCUUACCAGAUGCAAACAAACUUCCUCUGCCCCCUUUCCCGUCAAGAGAGUGGUAUACAGGAUGUACAACAGCGAUUGUCGGCAAUGCGUUCAAAGCAGCCAUACGCUUUGUCGCAUUCGACACAUACAAACACCUUUUGUCCGAUGAUGACGGUCAUAUAUCCGGACCCAGGACCGUCGUGGCAGGGUUUGGCGCAGGUAUCACGGAGUCACUAGUUGCAGUGACUCCGUCGGAAUCCAUCAAAACACAGCUGAUCGACGACCAAAAACGGGCGCAGCCACGAAUGCGAGGAUUUAUCCAUGGAUCAGGCGUCAUUUUCAGAGAAAAGGGCCUUGCAGGCUUUUUCCAAGGGUUUGUACCAACAACAGCUCGGCAGGCCGCAAACAGUGCUGUCCGGUUUAGCACAUAUACUAGCCUCAAGCAAUUCGCUGAAGGUUAUGUUGCGCCUGGUGAAAAGCUUGGGUCCGUAACAACAUUUGGCGUAGGAGCCCUUGCUGGUAUCGUCACCGUAUAUGCCACCAUGCCGUUGGACACUGUGAAGACGCGAAUGCAGAGUUUAGAAGCGAAACAAAUCUACAAGAACAGCUUCAACUGUGCUGCCAGUAUCUUCAAGAACGAAGGAUUAUUGACCUUUUGGUCGGGCGCUCUUCCACGACUAGGACGUCUCACCCUGAGUGGCGGAAUCGUCUUUACCAUGUACGAGAAGACAAUGGAGCUUUUAGAUCUGGCGGAUCCAGAUAGGAAGUACAUUUAGACGCCAUACGCAUGAAAUAAUGACCUGGCAUUGCACUACGUCCGCAAAAGAUAAUGAAAACACGUACAGAAACCCGUCUUCGGGGCUAUGGAGUGACGGUCAUAGAGACGAAA